Rhodofomes roseus is the source of this 1068-nucleotide messenger RNA. RefSeq lists its product as uncharacterized. NCBI's taxonomy places the organism in Eukaryota, Fungi, Basidiomycota, Agaricomycetes, Polyporales, Fomitopsidaceae. Gene Ontology annotation, molecular function: zinc ion binding; DNA-binding transcription activator activity, RNA polymerase II-specific; RNA polymerase II cis-regulatory region sequence-specific DNA binding. The transcript has 7 exons. Gene Ontology annotation, cellular component: nucleus. The record is from RefSeq and is a predicted model, not a curated record. Gene Ontology annotation, biological process: regulation of transcription by RNA polymerase II. Bases 1 to 1068 code for a protein of 355 amino acids.
AUGGACUUCGACUUGGGCAUCGAGGUUGACCACCGCAAGAGGCGACGGAACCGGACUACGCAGUCGUGCCUCAAUUGUCAUACUUCGAAGCGGAAGUGCGAUCGCAAACGCCCGUGUCAGCGGUGCAUUCAACUAGGACUGACUGGAUUAUGCGUCUACGAGGUCGAUGACCCAGCUUUAAGGGACGAUCCGAAUAUCGACGAGACGACUCGUCUACGAAACAGAAUCGCUGAACUGGAAAGCCUCGUUAGGGAACUACGUGGCAAACCCCACCCCCGCUGGGCAGAGCCCAACUAUUGCGAUGGCGACGCCAACGAGAAGUGGCACUCGAGGUCCAGCAAACGGAGCUUGACAUUGCCGCACCUAAGAAGCGGAGACGGCCUAACUGUCGGUGCAACUUCCUCUGUCAAAUCGGAGCAACCGGCCGACUUCUCCCGGCACCAACUCUAUAGCCUAGGUUCAACGUCCCCUGGAUCGCCAGACUCUCACGAAGCAGUAUCCGCUUCGCAGGCAUACUAUCGUGGCUAUGCCCAGCAGAACCCGCAUGACGAGUCUGCAAUGUACUAUUCGUCGUCGUCGUCUAGCUCUCCCAUGGGCUACGACAACGGGGAUUUGCCGGCGCAGUCGAACGGGGACCACUACACACACCAUUCAUAUACCAGGUCCUCGAUGCAGACCGCCGAGGGCCAGGUCUCGUGCUCCUGCUUGACCAACCCCGCUUCCGUACCUCCCUUGAUAGCGCUCACCUCCCAACUUCGCACUGCCUCGCAAAUACUCAGGCAGCUACCGGAGCAUCAUGCGCACCAUGAUUGUCGCGUUCUCAGCAGGAUCGUUGAGCUUGACGAUAUCAUGCACGGAGGCGGCUCUAAUUAUAUGGCUGACUCGACGUAUGACACCGCAGUGCCAUCGUCGGCUGAUAGCGAUAUCAUGUCGCCGACGUCGGCGUCGAGCCAAUCCAGCUUGAACACGCCGUUGCAGGAAUGGUCAACAAUGGAGGCGCAGAACGCAUACGAAUACUACCCUGUCGCGACGGCAGACUACCAGAAAGCGUACCAUCUUGCUACUUGA